Molecule: messenger RNA, 2009 nt
Organism: Arachis stenosperma
Lineage: Eukaryota; Viridiplantae; Streptophyta; Magnoliopsida; Fabales; Fabaceae
Exons: 2
Coding region: 45-1700 (551 amino acids)
Source: RefSeq, a predicted model, not a curated record
UUACUCUAUCUAUUAUUUCUUCUGAGAAAUUAAGCUCCAACAGUAUGGGGAACAUAGCUGGUUCUAACAAUAACACAAUUCUUCCCAUUAACACCACAUUUAAGCUUCCAGCUAAUAUACCAGUUUGGCCAAAAGGUGAUGGAUUUGCAAGUGGAAUCAUUGAUCUUGGUGGUUUAAAAGUAUCACAAAUUUCAACAUUCAACAAGGUUUGGACAACACAAGAAGGUGGACCAGACAAUUUGGGAGCUACAUUCUUUGAGCCAACAGGAAUACCAGAAGGGUUCUUCAUGUUAGGAUCAUACAGCCAACCAAACAGCAAGCCUUUCUUUGGUUUUGUUCUUGUUGCAAAAGAUGAUUCUUCAACAGGAGCAUUAUUAUUAAAGAAACCAAUUGAUUACACAUUGGUAUACACCAGCAAUUCCACCAAGAUCAAGCAAGACAAAGAUGGCUAUGUUUGGUUACCAGCACCACCUGAAGGAUACAAGGCCUUGGGACAUGUUGUUACCAACACACCCCAGAAGCCAUCAUUGGACAAAAUCAUGUGUGUGAGGUCAGAUUUCACUGAGCAAUGUGAGACAUAUUCAUGGAUUUGGGGACCACAAAAGAGUGAAGAUGACAAAGGUUUCAAUGUCCAUUCCAUUAGGCCAACCAAUAGAGGAAUCAAAGCUCAAGGUGUUCUUGUAGGAACCUUCUUAGCCCACGUUGGUGCUGCCACAACAAGCACUAUUCCUCUUUCUUGUUUGAAAACUUCCAACAUUAACAACUUCUCUUUUUCAAUGCCUAAUCUACCCCAAAUUAAUGCAUUAGUUCAAGCUUAUGCUCCAAUCAUGUACUUGCACCCUGAUGAAAAGUACCAACCUUGUUCCACCGAUUGGUUUUUCUCAAAUGGGGGCUUACUAUACCACAAAGGUGAAGAAUCAAAGCCUGUGGCGAUAGAACCAAAUGGCUCAAACCUCCCACAACUUGGUUCUAAUGAUGGGACCUAUUGGUUAGACCUUCCUAGUGACAAAACCAACCAUGACAGGGUCAAAAAGGGUAAUUUCAAAACAUGCCAAGCCUACAUUCAUGUGAAACCAAUGUUUGGUGGAACAUUCACUGACCUUGCAAUGUGGGUUUUCUACCCAUUCAAUGGUCCUGGAACUGCAAAACUAGGACUCAUAGGCAAAGUUCCAUUGGGGAAAAUCGGCGAACACGUGGGGGACUGGGAACAUGUUACACUAAGAAUAAGCAACUUCAAUGGCUGGUUGUGGAAUAUUUACUUCUCACAACAUAGUAAAGGCCAAUGGGUGGAUGCAUCAAUGGCUGAAUUCCAAAAUGGGAACAAACCAGUGGCUUAUUCUUCAUUGAAUGGUCAUGCUUUGUACCCAAAAGCUGGCCUUGUUCUUCAAGGUACUGGUGACAUUGGAAUAAGAAAUGACACUGCUAAGAGCAACAUGGUUGUGGAUUUUGGAGUAGGGUAUGAGAUAGUUGCUGCUGGUGAGUAUUUGGAGAAAGAGAUUGUUGUGGAACCUCCAUGGUUGAACUACUUUAGGGAAUGGGGUCCUAAGAUUAACUAUGACGUGAAAGAGGAGUUGGAGAAAUUGGAGAAAGUGUUCCCUCUUUUGAAAGAGCUUCAAGAUAUUUUGCCGAGUGAGCUGUUGGGAGAAGAAGGCCCAACAGGGCCUAAGGUUAAGAACAAUUGGGGUGGUGAUGAAAGUUAGAAGCAAAAAUACAGAAAUUAUUUUUUAUAUUUAUGGAGGUGAGUGGGGUUAAUAGAAAUUGGAUGCGGGAGUGGUGAUGAGUACAUCUCGUAGGUGGCGAGAAGCAGGGGUCGCAACACGUAUAUGCGGACACUACAGGUUCUGUUCAUGAAAAAGGCAGUAGAAGAUACCCAUAAGCAUGCAUGAAAGUAGCAUAUUGUUAAAAUAAAGUGCGAUUAUUAGAAGUGUGGUUAUUAAUGAAGAAAAGUGUGAUUUAAGUUAAAAUGAUACAAAAUUUAAUUCUUUCUAACAGGACAACAUAUUGUUUGA